UCAAAACGGCUUGCCAAACACCUACUAUGGUGGCAGAAAACACGCGAAGAAGAAGAAGACCUCAGCGUAAGCAACAUGGCGUCUCCAUCUGGGUGCUCGCAUUAUGUCCGCAGCUGUUUUUUGAAAGCACCUUGCUGCGGUAAACUGUACGUGUGUCGGCUGUGCCACGAUGCAGAGGAGAACCACCAAAUGGACCGAUUCAAAGUCCGAGAGGUGCAGUGCUCCGAGUGUCAAACCUUACAGCAGGCGCAGCAGACUUGUCAGCAGUGUCACAUGCAGUUUGGGGAGUAUUACUGCGACAUUUGUCACCUGUUUGACAAGGACAAGAAGCAGUACCACUGUCAGCCCUGUGGAAUAUGCAGGAUUGGGCCCAGAGAGAAGUACUUUCAUUGUGAGAAGUGUAACUUGUGUUUAGCCCAGGACCUACGAGGAAACCACAAGUGUGUCGAGAACGUGUCGAGGCAGGACUGCCCGGUGUGCAUGGAGGACAUUCACACAUCCAGGAUUGGUGCUCACGUGCUUUCAUGCGGCCAUCUUUUACACAAGUCCUGCUUUGAUUCCAUGAUCACAACGGGAAUGUAUCGCUGCCCUCUGUGUAUGCAUUCUGCCUGGAACAUGAAGGAUCAGUGGGUUGAAAUGGACAAAGAGAUAGCUGAGUCACCAAUGCCUCCUGAAUACCAGGGAGCUACGGCCAAAAUUCUAUGUAAUGACUGUCAGACUCACUGCACGGUGCCUUUUCACGUUCUGGGGAUGAAGUGCAGCGGCUGUGGCUCCUACAACACGGCGCAGGACGGCGGACUCAUCCAGCAGCCGCAGCUGUAGCGCUGCAUAGAAAACCGACUCGAGCAGCAGGGUCAAAACCAGUCGGCUUUACUCCGUUGGAUGGAAAACUUCUGACAUUGAUGUCUUUAAUCUUAUUAACUUAAGAGUGUAAAGAACAGCCGAGCACAACUUCACAGGAGACUUUGAUCAUCAGACAGAUGAACAGAACCGUCUUUAUUUUUAUUUCUCUUCAUUACAUAACUCAAAAUCGUACAGCCUGCAGCCACGGUUCGCCUGCUCCUGUGUGUGUGUGUGUGUGUGUGUGUGUGUGUGUGUGUGUGUGUGUGUGUGUGUGUGUGUGUGUGUGUGUGUGUGUGUGUGUGUGUGUGUGUGUGUGUGUGUGUGUGUGUGUGUGUGUGUUCUCAUGAUUGAUUCUACUUGUGUGAACAGUUAAAAAGCAAACUAAUUUCACGUCAAA
Nothobranchius furzeri (turquoise killifish) is the source of this 1240-nucleotide messenger RNA. RefSeq names its product ring finger and CHY zinc finger domain containing 1 (gene rchy1). NCBI's taxonomy places the organism in Eukaryota, Metazoa, Chordata, Actinopteri, Cyprinodontiformes, Nothobranchiidae. The record is from RefSeq and is a predicted model, not a curated record. Gene Ontology annotation, molecular function: zinc ion binding.